Molecule: messenger RNA, 3538 nt
Organism: Monodelphis domestica (gray short-tailed opossum)
Lineage: Eukaryota; Metazoa; Chordata; Mammalia; Didelphimorphia; Didelphidae
Gene: KCNJ8
Product: potassium inwardly rectifying channel subfamily J member 8
Biological process (GO): potassium ion import across plasma membrane; regulation of monoatomic ion transmembrane transport
Cellular component (GO): plasma membrane
Molecular function (GO): ATP-activated inward rectifier potassium channel activity
Source: RefSeq, a predicted model, not a curated record
AUGUUGGCCAGAAAAAGCAUUAUUCCAGAAGAGUAUGUGCUGGCACGGAUUGCUGCUGAGAACCUGCGCAAGCCACGCAUCAGAGACAGACUUCCUAGAGCUCGGUUUAUCGCCAAGAGUGGGGCCUGUAACCUGGCCCAUAAGAAUAUUCGGGAACAAGGGCGCUUCCUCCAAGACAUCUUCACUACCUUAGUGGAUCUGAAAUGGCGCCACACACUGGUGAUUUUCACCAUGUCCUUCCUCUGCAGCUGGCUGCUCUUUGCCAUCAUGUGGUGGUUGGUGGCCUUUGCCCACGGUGACAUUCAUGCUUACAUGGAAAAAAGUGGUUUGGAGAAAAAUGGUGUGGAUUCCAGUGCUUGUGUGACUAAUGUCAGGUCUUUCACUUCUGCGUUCCUCUUUUCCAUUGAGGUUCAAGUGACAAUUGGAUUCGGUGGGAGAAUGAUGACUGAAGAGUGCCCCCUGGCUAUCACAGUUUUGAUUCUCCAGAACAUUGUGGGUUUAAUUAUCAAUGCAGUCAUGCUGGGCUGUAUCUUCAUGAAGACAGCUCAGGCCCACAGACGGGCAGAGACCUUGAUUUUCAGCCGGCAUGCAGUGAUUGCAGUACGAAAUGGCCGGCUUUGUUUCAUGUUCCGGGUAGGUGAUUUAAGGAAGAGCAUGAUCAUUAGUGCCUCUGUACGAAUCCAGGUUGUCAAGAAAACAACUACUCCUGAAGGGGAGGUAGUGCCUAUCCACCAACUUGACAUCCCUGUUGACAAUCCCAUAGAAAGUAACAAUAUUUUCCUGGUGGCCCCUUUGAUCAUCUGCCAUGUAAUUGAUAAACGAAGUCCCUUGUAUGAAAUCUCAGCCACUGACUUAGCCACUCAAGACUUAGAGGUCAUAGUUAUCUUGGAAGGAGUGGUUGAAACUACUGGCAUCACCACUCAAGCUCGAACCUCCUACAUUGCUGAGGAAAUCCAGUGGGGUCACCGCUUUGUAUCUAUUGUGACAGAAGAGGAAGGUGUAUACUCUGUGGACUACUCCAAGUUUGGCAAUACAGUCAAAGUGGCUGCUCCCAGGUGUAGUGCCAGGGAGCUAGAUGAGAAGCCUUCAAUACUUAUUCAAACACUUCAGAAGAGUGAGCUGUCCCAUCAGAACUCUCUGAGAAAGCGCAAUUCCAUGAGAAGAAACAAUUCCAUGAGAAGGAAUAAUUCCAUGAGAAGGAACAAUUCCUCUCUGAUUGUGCCAAAGGUACAGUUUAUCACCCCAGAGGGAAAUCAGAACGCAACUGAAACGUAACCUUGGUUCAACACAAAUUUAAUCUCUUGACAAGUCAUUGAGGCCAAUGUCAGAUUCUCACUAUGGACUAUGAUUUAGGACUACAAAGGCAAUUACUUGUUCUAUAGCUUCAUCCAUGCACUAAAUUGUAUUCCUGUCAAUGCAGCAACACUUGAUAUUAUCAAUAAACAGUAGCACCCAGAAGAGAUCACCAUUCACACUUGUAUUAGAAAUUUGAUUUUGUAACCAAAAUUUUUGAAUUGUCAAAGAAAUGAAAUAUUCUUAUUCCUAAAGGUAGAAGACAUUUUCUCAAAAUGAAUUAAAAUUGCCUUUUUUUUGUACUAUUGUAAUUAAUGCAAGCAAAAUGUUGCAUUAAAUGGAGGUGUUGAAAAUGAUGUUGGCUACUAAAAACUUGGGUUGGAAUGCUAGGCCAGAAAAUCCUCUAACUCAUUGAAUCAUGACCUUUUCUGUAAAAUGGGAAACAAAUAAAUCCCAAACCCCUACAGGGUUUGAAACUACCUUCUCCCCAGCCAAGAAAGCACCUCUUCCUUUCACAAGGAAGUAUCCUGAUAAGUCAGAAAAAAACUGCAUAAAAUCACAUAUUCAGAGCAGGAAGGCCACUUAGAGAUCAUUAAGUCAAACUCCUCAUUUUGCAGAUGAAGAAACUGAGGCCCAAAGAACUUAAUUCAUUUACCUGGGGUUACCCAACAAGUAGGUAUCUGAGGUAGUAUUUGACUUUAAGCCUUCCUGACUCUUAAGUCCAGUGCACUAUCCAGUACAUCAUACUACUUCUCCAAGAUUAUGAUGUUCUUCUUUGUCUAAAGCAGAUCUUGAUUUCUCUCAAUAUCCUUUAAAAGCUCAAAGCCAUUUUCAUUUCCUCUUUACCAUAAACCAUAGGGUAGAACUGGAGAUGGAGUCUUGGAAGUAAGAUGUGUGAAAGUUAAGGUAUUCCUGGUUCCUAUGGAAAGAGUUAUCCUUCCUUGGUGAAGGCUGAAUAACAGGUCAACAUUCUUUUAAGGGAACUCUUUACUCCCCUGCCUUUUACAAAUAAUGUAUUGAAUACAUAAAAGGAUGGAGAGAUAAAAAGCACAUAAUUUUUGCCCUGGGAGGAGCCAGGAGAAUCUGAUUCAAUAUUUCAACUAGUUGCAUGAAAUCAAUUUAGUACCUGUGAUGGAUAUUAUUCUGGACAUUGAUGGUCUUGAAUCACUUAUGUAGUCACAGAAGAACAUUGUAUGAGAAGCCUACACCAAUCUCCUGGUAGUAUCCUUCUAUAUUUGUAAAAGUAGUAGGGUAUGUUUGCCUGGAAAAGAUGAUUACUUUGGGGGAAGGGAGGGUGGAUGAUAAAUGGCUUCACCUAUUGAAGGACUAUCACAUGGAGAAGGAGUUAGACUUGCGCUGGUGGAACUGAGAGAGUUGAACUAGUAGCAAUGAAUUGAAGUUGUAAGGGGCCAGUUUAAGCUUGAUAUUGGGGAAAAUUUCCUCACAAUCAGAACUAUCCAAAAGUAAAUAAAAUCAGAUGCUUGGAGAGGGAAUGGAUUCUUCUUCUUUGGAAGUCACCAAGUAAAGGCUGGGCCACCACUUGUUAGGUAUGUUGUAGUGCAGAAACUUUUUGUGCUCCAUCUAGUUGGACUAGGUAGCCCUUAAGACCCUUUACUAUCCCAGAUUCUAUUAUUCUGCAAUAACCAUCUGUGCAAAAAUUGGGGAAAAUGAGCAGCAAACUAAAUCUUUUACUAAUCAGCUGAGUGAUUGUUGUGAAUCAAGCCAAUCAAAAGUCUUUUGGUCAAUAUGAAUUUUGAACUUAAUUAAUGUCAUAGUUUUAUAGCUGAAAUGGACCUCAGAGGUCAUCUAGAGCAAGCUCCAAUUUUUACAGACAAAGAAACUGAGGUCCAUAGAGAUUAAGUGAUUUUUUUAAGGUCAAACAGAUAAUAAAAUGCAGGGCUAUGUUCUCUAUCUUUUAGAGAAGACAGUGUAGUACAGUGGAAAAGGAUUGGCUCUGGAAUAAAAUUCUGUGACUGAAACUUACUAAUGAUUCACUUAAUCCUCAUGCAUUUGAGUUGGUCUCUUGAGGACUUUCUUGAUUAAAUCCUCCCUUCCUAUUUUAUGGACCGGAAAAAAAAAGUAUGAACAUACAAUUCCUUAUUAGCUAUAGCAAAAAUGGGAGAAUAACAAUAUUGGCUACAAGAUGAGAACUCCUUUACCACCCUUUCACUGGUGCCUUAAACAGAAAUAUCUGAUGCUAUCCUCAAAUGUGACAGGUACUAUUAAAAGUUGGACCUGUAAAAGA